AAAUAGACUCUGAUCCGAAUCAAAACAAAAACAUAUUUUGGUCCCUUGGUUGGUCCUUGUGAGGCUGGUUCGUGUUCACAUUUUAAUCCUCGUAUCAAUACGUUAAUAAGCUGAUUGAACUAUGGCGUCAAUUGUCAUCAGAACCGCAUCGAAGGAUAGCGGAAGUUUGUUUCAAACGUGUCGACUUUGUUUGAGCGAAGAAUCCGUCGAGAGUGUAUUUGACGAAGAGGGCUUGCAGCAAUGGAUUUCGGAUUAUCUUUCGAUAGAGGUUGAACACCAAACUGAAACUAUAUCCUCAGAAGACCAUUUGAGCCAAGCUGUUUGCUCCAUUUGCCGAAUACAAUUGUUGGAAUUUCAUCAGUUUCGAGAACGCUGCCAUGAAGUACAAAGCGCACUGAAAUUUGAAAUUCAGACUGAAAAUUUUGAUUCAUACAAGGAAAAGGCUAUCGUUGAACCUCCUCUAGAAAGUCAAGCAGAUCAACUGCUGCUAGAAUCAAUUCAAAAUGCGGUAGCUGAUGAGUUAGUGGGCAAAACAGAAAUAAAAAUUGAAACCCAUGCCAAUGUAGAAUUGACAACAUCUCCAGACACAGAUGAUUUUUCCAAUUUAAGGCAAGCUGCAGAAGGUCGAAUACAAGAUACCGAAUAUCAACAGUCGUUCGAGUGUGAAAUAUGCCAUAACAUAUUGAGCUCUACAGCACAGAUGAAAUCCCAUGAAAGAGUUGUACAUGGUCCAAAAAAAUUUGAAUGCGUUCCCUGUGGAUUAACAUUUGCUUUUCGAACACGUUAUGAGGUGCAUUUGAAAACUAAGAGGCAUAUCAAAAAAAUACUGGACACUGUAGUUCCCGAGCAAACUGUCUCAAUAAAGGAGUUCCAGUGUGAUCAAUGCCCUGCAUCUUUUUCAAGAAAACUUCAGCUCGAUAACCAUUACUGUAGAAGUCAUAAACCAAGAAAAUUUGCUUGCCGUAAUUGUCCAAAGAAAUAUGUAUCCAAGCCCGAUUUGUAUAGGCAUAUUGCAACCGAUCACACCAGUGGGAACGAUAGACCAUUUGAAUGUGAUAUUUGCCAGAAGACAUUCAAGGUAAAUGGUCACCUAUACGAACAUAAGAAACGAGUGCACGGCCCAAAACGGCAUCGUUGCGAUGUUUGUGGAUCCAGUUUCAGUACAAACGCUGGCUUAAUUCGGCAUGUGGACCUUUACAAUCAUAUCAUGGAAACACUAUGAUUUGGGCGCCUUGGAUUAUAUAUGUAAAAAGACAGAUGGCUACACGACUUCACAGAGCGGUUUCGAUGGAAUAAAGACUUCAAUAUUUUGCAAAUACAUCAUGAGUAACAAG
Aedes albopictus (Asian tiger mosquito) is the source of this 1334-nucleotide messenger RNA. Its product is annotated as zinc finger protein with KRAB and SCAN domains 8-like. Gene Ontology annotation, cellular component: nucleus. NCBI's taxonomy places the organism in Eukaryota, Metazoa, Arthropoda, Insecta, Diptera, Culicidae. The record is from RefSeq and is a predicted model, not a curated record. Gene Ontology annotation, biological process: regulation of transcription by RNA polymerase II. Bases 122 to 1222 code for a protein of 366 amino acids. The transcript is spliced from 5 exons. Gene Ontology annotation, molecular function: DNA-binding transcription factor activity, RNA polymerase II-specific; RNA polymerase II transcription regulatory region sequence-specific DNA binding; zinc ion binding.